Messenger RNA from Batrachochytrium dendrobatidis JAM81, 1224 nucleotides. RefSeq lists its product as uncharacterized. The record is from RefSeq and is a predicted model, not a curated record. Gene Ontology annotation, biological process: alternative respiration. NCBI's taxonomy places the organism in Eukaryota, Fungi, Chytridiomycota, Chytridiomycetes, Rhizophydiales. Gene Ontology annotation, molecular function: alternative oxidase activity. The coding region runs from base 174 to 1124 and encodes 316 amino acids. Gene Ontology annotation, cellular component: mitochondrion. The transcript has 3 exons.
GACCAUUGUCAGUGUGAAUUGGUGUAUUUAAUGCUUGGAGUGAAUCUUUUCAGUACUAUUCAUAUCAAGUCAGGCAAUUUGCAGCAACUCAACUCAUGUCAUCAUCCAUCGUCAGAUUAGCCUCAUUGGCGCCAACAGCCAGCCGUCUUGGUUCGAGACUCGCUAUUUCGUCCAUGGGCGUCCGUGCCCAACCACUGCUUGCUAGGUCCUUGAUUACUACUACACAACCUUGGAUACUCUCUGCUCGUAGCAAACCCUCAUCCCUGCUCUCUCAGCCAUGGAAUAAGACUGUCCAUAACCAAGCCCAUGUUGCAGAGCAGCCCACAGAUCCAGCCAACAUGGAAAAGCUUGUUGGACGACACCAUCCCUUGCCUAUCCGGUCAGAGUUUGUUGGUAGUACUCCUAUUGAUACCGCUACCUUGGAAAAGAUCGAAGUAGGCGCAGGUCUUCAUCGCAUUCCAGUGUCCAUCUCUGACUGGACUGCGUAUGGCAUCGUGCGUUUCUUGCGUUUCUUUGCAGAUCUGUUCUUUAGAAAGCAAUAUGUCCAUAGGGCAGUAGUCUUGGAGACAGUUGCUGCUGUGCCUGGAAUGGUUGCUGGCAUGCUACGUCAUCUAACUAGCUUGCGACUGAUGCGACAUGAUGGAGGCUGGAUCUCACACCUUCUUUCUGAGGCAGAGAACGAGCGUCUGCAUCUCCUGACCUGGAUGAAAGUGUGCCAACCCUCUCUUUUCGAACGCAUGCUUGUUGCCCUUGUACAGACCUUGUUCUUCAAUGUGUACUUUUUGGCUUAUAUGCUUUUUCCUAAAACGGCUCAUCGCAUGGUAGGCUAUCUUGAGGAAGAAGCCAUCAUUUCGUACACUCAUUUCCUAGCUGAAAUCGAUGCUGGAAAUAUCCCCAACGGACCCGCUCCAAAACUCGCUAUAGACUAUUGGAACUUGAAAGAAGAUGCUACAGUCCGUGAUGUUGUGCUGGCUGUUCGUGCAGAUGAAGCCAACCACCGAGAUAUGAACCAUCAUUUUGCUGAUCGGAUUGUUAUCCACCAAGAAGAUCUGAGGCAUAUGGUUACUGCAGACUCGCUUAAACCCAUUGUGAAGCUAUCCAAGGUGGAUAUCAAGUCAGAUUAGUUGACACCAUGGGCUCAGAACCUCAUUUCAAGCUACUGGAUUCUUGAUUUAUCUCUGCAAUACAGUUCAAGUAAUAAACAUUUAUUAUUUGCAAAGAGCC